GCUCCGCCCCAGCCGGGCGGCCUACAGGCGCCGGCGGGCGCCGGCUCCAUCUGCCAGGGCGUGUUUAAAAGUCCAGGGGCCGAUCCAGGGGGGGCUGAAAGGGGCCGAGGGUGCCCUGCCGGUUGCAGGCGUUUCCACUGACCCUUUAGGGUUUACCCCGCGAUCGACAUCUUCCUCACAGGCAAGCGAGGCUUUGGGGCCUGUACUGGUCAGUGAAGGUAAAGAAGCCCAACCCAGCUGCUUAGGUUGAAAAGAUGGGAAAUGCAGAAAGCAAUGCCUAUCAGAAUCACCUUUCCAGAUUUCUUCCUGAGGAGCAAUCUGUCAUUGAUGGAGUAUUUGAUACCUUAUCAGGAUUGAGUGGCUCAGCUGGAGCAAAAAAUGGCAAAGGUACAAAGAAAACUGUGACUCUGGCAGCACUACAGGCGUAUAUGCGGGAGCCAUUACCAGAGCAAAUGACUGUUCGGUUAUACAACGGAAUGAAAAGUAUUGACCUGACUGGGAAAUCAUCUGGGCUGAGUGAACAGAUUGCUAAGGAGCAGUUUGUAAUUUUUAUGUCAAACCUCUUAAAAGGGAAUGCAGAUGAGAAGAUUACCAUAAUAAUGAGAAUGAUCUCCAAGACAGAAGGGCCUGUGAAGGGCAAACAAAUCCAAGAGUUCACAGAGGAUCUGAUCAUGUCUGUAGUCCGUGUACUGAGUUACAGGAAGGAACUGAAAGGUUGGAAUUCGGAGAAUACUAGGGAUUCUGCAAGUGGAGUAAAGGCUCUGGCUUCUCAGCUCCUAUCAGAAUUGAAGCUUGCAGAUGGGACAAAACCUGUGGGUCCUCAGCUAAUGGAGACAAAUUUUGAUCAAAGUGUCAUUGAGGAUUGGGUGUACAGAGUUCCACAGAUCUCAGUUUUCCUCAGUGUUGUUAUCAGGCAAGGCCUCCAUGUUCUGCAUUCUCUCCCAGACCAAACCAAAGACAUACUCAACCUGGUUCCAGCCUGCAAAGGCAUCAAAGGAAGAGGACUUGUCAGUCUCUUUGACAUCCCAUCUAUCAUAUACAUCAACUCCCUUCUGCCUGCAGAGCUACAGCACAAGUGGCAGCUUUUAUUUUCUUCUAGGCUUCACGGAGAAAGCUUUUCACAGUUAUGUGGGCAUAUAGUGAACAAAGGUCCUUGUGUAGUGAUCUUAAAGGAUUUAGAUGGUUAUAUCUUUGGUGGGUUUGCAUCUCACUCCUGGGAGGUGAAGCCACAGUUUCAAGGUGACAACAGAUGCUUUCUGUUUUCUGUUUUCCCCUCUCUUGCUGUAUACACAUACACAGGGUAUAAUGACCACUACAUGUAUUUGAACCAUGGCCAACAAACAAUGCCAAAUGGACUUGGUAUGGGUGGACAACAUGGGUACUUUGGACUCUGGAUAGACAGUGACUAUGGGAAAGGACACAGUAAAGCAAAACCUCGAUGUACCACCUACAACAGUCCCCAACUGUCAGCAAAAGAGGAUUUUACACUGGAUGCCGUGGAAGUCUGGGCAGUGGGAGACCUCCCUGAAAGUGCAGGGACAAAAGGUAAGAAGAGUAUCCUGGAUGUAGAUCCUGAGGCUCAAGCCUUUUUGGAAAUGGCUGGAAAAAGUCGUCAGAGCGAAGGUCUACGAGAACCCGUUGAAGAGGAGGAGGAGGAUGAUGAUUAAAACAACACAGUAACAUGAAAAACCUUUCUUGCUCCUGAAUGUUAAUGUUCCUUGGACAGGAUAUUUUUUCCUCUUUUUUUCCUUACAUUUACCUAACUAUCUGUGAUGAAGCUUAAGCCUCAUACUUAUGCAAUAUUUAGAUCCAAUACAGUAUACUGCCUGAAGGGUUUUGUUUGGGAGAACAGAAAAAUUAACUAGGUACUUAAUCAUUAGAUAUCUCCAAGUUCUAGCUCAAUAUGAAUUUGCUAGCAUUGCUGAUAGAUCCUGUCUGCAUACAGAAUUAAAAACAAAAGAAGUAGUUACUGACAGUACUGCUUAGUGUCUUGGAGAGUUGAUAUGUAUUUAUAUUAAGACUGUUCAAGACAUUAAGGCUCUUAUACCUCAACCGUACCUCUUUUUGCAUGCAAUGAAAUUAGUCAGUGAAGCUUGCAAAUUGUAAUGAUGUCUUACAUUGGUAAACAUAGUCUACAUGAUUUCAUAUGAAGGAUGCUAUUAAUUUGCAUUGCUCCAGUUAAAGCAUUAAAUUCCAUGUUUUGUAAGUCAGAUUUUCAGCAAGUGACUCUAUAUGGGCUGUAAGAUGUACAGAAUGCAAAGUAUAUGGUAUCCAGUUUUAUAAUACUGUACCUUAGUGCAUUACACUUAAGAUCUUUCUGUGUUAAUUUGCCUAUUGCUUUUUAAACUUAGAACAGUCAUUGGCAUUCAUUCAGCCAUAUUUAUCCUAAGAAUGGGCCAUACCUCCAGCAGAAAUGCUCUAGGGAAAAAUGCCUUCUUUAGUAGCCUCACUUGAGGCUAGAGUAAAAGAUCAGGCUGUAAAAAGGAUUAAGAAGCUCCCACAGUUAAUUGGGAAUAGUAUCUGCAGAUACAUUGUAAAAAAAAAAAAUCAGGGUUAUAUCUGUAACAUGUUCAAAGACUGCUGUAUACUUUAUUUCCACAUAACUAAUCAUUACUGUGUUAUGGAAAAAAUGCAAUGUGAAAUGGAACAAGUGGGUUGGGGUUUUUGCUCUUUUGUUGGCUGUUCAUCAGUCAAUGCCAGUUUUGUCAGGUCUCUCACACUCAGGGCUUUUUCUACUUGAAUCCAUUCACAUCUAUCAGUAACUAUUAGUUUGACCUUGCUAAUUCUGUAAUUAACUUGUCAAAAAUAACUCUAAUUUCUACCAGGGACUGUUAUUUUUAACUCAGCAGAUUACAUUUAGUUAUUUAGUUAUUAUUUCCUAAGGAAAAGGACUGUAUCAAAUCCCCUUUGUCCUAGCAUGAGUUCAUCUUCUAUGCAACUUAGCACAUUUUUUGCUCUGUAAGUCUGUAAAAUUACUGUGGUUCCUGAUCGUGUGACCUUCCCUCAAAUUAUUUCCCUUUGUAUCUUCUUGUAUGUGUUUGGUUUUUUCUUCACCUGUUGUUUUUCACAGGGAGCCAGAUUUGAAUAUUCUGAAUAAUCUGUACUUGUGCCUUAAUGUAGAUCCCAUUUUUAAAAAUGUCAUUAAACAAUAUGAAUUUAGCCUUGAAAGGAGAGCAUGAAGAAACCACUGCAGCCAGACAUCCUAGAACUCAGGUGCACAUUUUGUAUGCUACCUGAACUAAUGAUUGGGCAUAUAUGCUACCUGUUCCAGUACAGAGUAUGCUGUGAAAGGCCUGAGUUAAUGUCCUUUUAUCUUGUAUUUGCUUAAAUAAACCAGAUGAUAGUCUCCCAAGUUUGUAACACACAAAAAAAUGUAAGCAUUAAAACAAUUACACUGA
Messenger RNA from Harpia harpyja (harpy eagle), 3398 nucleotides. RefSeq names its product MTOR associated protein, eak-7 homolog (gene MEAK7). Gene Ontology annotation, biological process: TOR signaling. The record is from RefSeq and is a predicted model, not a curated record. Lineage: Eukaryota; Metazoa; Chordata; Aves; Accipitriformes; Accipitridae. The transcript is spliced from 9 exons. The coding region runs from base 255 to 1667 and encodes 470 amino acids.